AUGACAAGCGGUGAUGUCGAAUAUCCCUUUGUCGAUGCAGCAGGGAACAAAAUUACAAAAGGGAGGAAGUACAAGAUUGCCACUCCUGAUGGCUUUCGAAUUGGAUUAGGCUACCUAGAUGGCAUGCCCGGCCAAAUCCUCGGAGUAGGACCUGCUGCUUGUGGCCUGUGUUUUUAUGUUAAAUGUGAUGAGUGGAAGAAGGGCGACAUUGUCAAGCUUUACUACACCAACGGAGUCACGGAGUUCGUUUGGACAAUGGUUCCGCAGCGAGAUUACCUCCAGAACUACAUCAUGUUGGACUACGAGGGCAUGGAUCAUCAAGACAUAACCGCCCUGCAAGUGGGUAGGUCUCUCUGGCUAUCAAUGAAUAAUCUCGCCUUGCAAGGUAAAACAAUUUGCAAGGAGCCGAAUAUUAUGCCAAUCAAUUGCCGGUCUACAUACGGCCCGAAUACAGAUGAGCUGUAUAGCUUUGAAUGCACCUUUGUGCCCGUGCCUCGGCCCUGA
This is a messenger RNA of Uncinocarpus reesii 1704, 504 nucleotides long. RefSeq lists its product as uncharacterized. The transcript has a single exon. Lineage: Eukaryota; Fungi; Ascomycota; Eurotiomycetes; Onygenales; Onygenaceae. The record is from RefSeq and is a predicted model, not a curated record. Bases 1 to 504 code for a protein of 167 amino acids.